AUGGAAAUUAACAUGAGAUCUGAAGUCAAGUGGGGUUCAAGUUCAGGCUUUUUGAAGGGAAGAAUAGCCAUUGAAGUAGAGGAAGGUCAUACGGAUGGUCUGAGAGAGCUAGUGAAGAAAAUGGAGAUAACCCAGAAGAAUGCAUUCAGGAAAGAGUAUGGGAAUUUGUUGAGCCUUGGAAGAAUUCGAGCAGAUCUUAGGUAUACACCUCUUGAGGGAGGAACUCCAUACAACUACCUAGGGCAGUAUAUCCAUGUGUUGCAGCUAGCAAGAAUCAUGAAAUUACACCCUAUGCAGUUGGAAGGAGAGUUCACAGUCAAGGGCAAAGUGAAAGGCCUUCCUCAGGGCUACCUAGAGCAGUACUUGCACCGUUUGGCUGAAAUGGAAAAGUGGGAAACAUUUAUGGAUUUAUUGGCUCUUAUCCUCUUUGGUGUCAUGCUUUUUCCUAACAUCGAGAACUUCGUCGACAACGCCGCCAUAAAUGCAUUUAUGGGAUACAAAGAUCGCCCAGAGAAUCCGGUCACCGCUAUCCUAGCUGAAGUUUAUGGAACCCUUAGUCAAUGUUAUGAGCUAAAGGGAGGGAAACUUUUGUGUUGUCUGCCAGUGUUGUAUGUAUGGUUCGUCUCUCGGGUGAGUGAGAACACAUUGAAUGCCACAUGUCCCGUGGAUGAGCUACUGCAGUGUAAAUCAAAUAUGAAAGAGGCAAAUGAAUGGGCCCAACUCUGUGCAAGUCUAAAUGUGGAGCAAGUUAAAUGGAAUGUCCUUUGGAUGCAAAGAUCGCAAAUCAUAUAUUAUUGCGGGAGGUACCCUAAUGUGCCCCUCAUGGGUAUCAGGUGUUGCAUUAACUACAAUCCUGCGUUAGCACAAAGGCAAUUCGGGUAUCCUAUGAGAGGAUCUCCUACACCUGCGUCUCUCGCCAUAUUGUAG
Molecule: messenger RNA, 927 nt
Organism: Vigna radiata var. radiata (mung bean)
Lineage: Eukaryota; Viridiplantae; Streptophyta; Magnoliopsida; Fabales; Fabaceae
Exons: 2
Coding region: 1-927 (308 amino acids)
Source: RefSeq, a predicted model, not a curated record